Messenger RNA from Caenorhabditis angaria, 6387 nucleotides. The record is from the annotation of a GenBank genome assembly. NCBI's taxonomy places the organism in Eukaryota, Metazoa, Nematoda, Chromadorea, Rhabditida, Rhabditidae.
AUGGGUUUAGCUCGAUCGAAAGUGGCAGCUGCAAAUGAGGCUGAAAAUAUCACGGGAGUCGUUGGACAAGAUCGGAACAUUUAUAAAUUGGUGGAUAUGCAUGGUGGAGGAAUUCUGGUGAAGCUAGCAAGGUAAAUUUGAAAUAUAAAAUUCAGAGUUUGAUUGAAGCAUUAUGAAAAAUUAAAGAGUAUUUUGUGCCAAUUUUCCGGCCCAUAAUCCAAUAAAAAAUAGCCAAAUAAAAACAAUUGAAUUGAACUUUUCAGGAAAUAAAAAUGGGAACCUUUUUGGAACAUUUAAAAAUCAAUGUUAUCUAAUGUAAGUAGAAAAUAUGAUUCUGAAUUUAAUUUAGAAAAUCUCUCGGAAAUUUUUGACGCGCCUAGACAUUUUCAUAAAUCUCUGAUCAUCAAAUUUAAAAUUCUCAAAGAUAGAGAGUUCAAUUCGAGCAUAAUGAAAAAUUCAGCAUAUUUUUUUUUUGAUUUUUCAAUUGCUCUCCGAAAAAUGUGCCUCAAUCAAAUUACAAAAAGCUUCUGAAAUUGAAUUUUUUCCUUCCAGAAAAAAAUUGCACAUGCCAUUUCAACGCUGAAAACUAAUUCCCAAAAUUAAUGAGAAUGAGACAUUUUCAAAAUUAAUUUUUCAGUUUCAGGGAAUAAAUUGGAAAUUUGAUAGGUUCAUGUCAUUUUUUCGCAGCCUUUGUUGUUAUUGAUAGAAAUAUUUAAAAGCAUAUUUUUCAACAACAAAAAAAUUAGUCACAAAAAUGAUGUGUGAGCCGAGGCGUAAAACAUUUUUUUUCAUUCUCCAAUUUCUCAAGACACAAUUUUCCAAGAAAUCUGACCCCGAGAAAACUAGAGUCUUUUUGAAACUUGAAAGUUUUCAAAAAAUUCAAAAGAAAAGUCGAGUUACCGUAUACCUUAUCGAACAAAAAAAGAAGAAAUUUGUAGUCGUACUAUACGAAAAAAAACUUCUAGAAAUUGUAUAUUAUUUUUUCUUAUAUUACUAAUUAAUGAAAAAAAUAUCAAAGGGAUCAGAGCUUCGAUAAAACUGGCUUCAAAAAAAAAAAUUUUUUCUAAGAAUUUUGAUAUUUGUCAGACAAGUGACAAGCUAAGCUAGUGAGAGAAAAUAUGAAUCAAAUCAAAUUAACUCAAUUUUUCUGCGCUUUUUUCAUGGAAAAGAAACCCAUGAAUUCUCACAUACGCAGAAAAAAUUGCCGAUGAAAAAUAAUAUUGAAAAGUAGAUAAAAAAAUUCAAAAAACAAGAAUUAUUUGUUUUCGAGUUAUUUUUUCUAGAAAAAUAAGGAAAUAUGAAAAAAAAAGAAAAAUAUCUAUCAGAAUUUUUUUUCAGAACUUGCAAAGAAAUGAAAUCAAUGGAAAUGUUGGAUGCGUAUAUUGAAAAUGAACUACGUGAUUAUAUGUAUAAUUCUGGAAAGGGAAAACUUGUGGCAGUUGCCGAAUUAGUCAAAUUGAGAAAUAAGGUAUUACUCUAUGUAAAGGGAAAAUAAUAUUUUCUAGUUUUGAGCAAACUACAAAAAGAUUUCCCAGGAAGUUUCUUACGACCUAUGGAAAGUUUAUUGCAAUAAGGAGGUACUGUAGAAUCUGUGAUUACUGUUGAUGUAUUUCUAGUUGUGGUUACAGUACUGUAUUUUUUGGAUUACUGUAGUUGUGUUUGAAGUUAACAAAAUUUGAAAAAUUCAAAAAGCUCUCGAAAAUUUUAAACGUAAACUCGAAAAAUUGAAAUGCCAUUUUCACAAUUAAAAAAGCAUUUCAAAAAAAAGUGUAUCAGAAAAUCACAUUUCUCAUUUUUUUUCUGAGAAAAAUAAUUGCUCGUAAAUCGGUGAUCACUUUCCGCAAUUCAAUUAAAUGUUCUGAAUUUGAGCUGAAUAGGUCGGUUUUUCCCGGAAAAGAGAUAAUCCGGAAGUAUUUCAAAAUUUUCAAAUUUCAAUUUAUGUAAAAAAAAAUUGAAAAUGGUCAAUUUUAGGAGAGCAUCGAUUAUUUUUUCUGAAAAUUAGGGCUCAAGCUCAUGUGUUCAUAUUUUUCCAGUAAAUUUCUCAUCAUAAAUAUUUCAGCCUUUUUCAGAAAAAAAAAGAGUUCUCUAGUCUUGAGCAAACUAUAUAUAUAAAUGAUGUAGACGACAAAAAAUAAAAGAAAAGGAUUAAGAAUGACUCAAGAUAAUGAAAACCUCAUAAAUAUUCAGGAACAUUCUUUUUUGCUCAAAGAACUUUUUUUAAGGAGAGAAAUGCGACUCUCGGAGCAUUUUCGAGAAAAAAAGGAAAAGGAAAAAGUGGGCCGAAUAUUUUGGAUCACAUCGAUCAGGGACAAGCGGAAAUGGGAGAUUUGAAAAAAGGUAGGGGGAAGUUGUCAUGAACAAGUCUAGUCCUCAUUGACUCCUCAAAAAAUGGAGAAAAAAAAGAACCUUUUUAAAGCUUUGAAACUUCUUGAUGGUGGAGGAAAAGGCGGGAAAUCAGAGUCAAAGUACCGUGAGAUUUGUUGGAAUUUGGACGAAAGAGGAAGAAUGGGAGAGAAUUUGUUGUGUAUUUGUAUUUUGCAAGGAACUGAAAUUCAUAAUGUGAUUGCAAGAAGAUUGUUGAAAUUUUAUCCGAAAUUGGCAAAUGAUGUUUGUAUUUCGGAAGAUUAUUAUGGUGGGUGAAAUUGAGGAAACAAUUGGAAACUUUGAAAAAAUUGCAAAACUUUUCUGCAAGUUUUUCAGAAAAAAAAAGAAUCUGGUUUUCUGUUAAGGAAAUAACCUGAAAAAAGUUUUCAAUUUUUCAGGGAUGUCACCAUUGCACGUGGCAAUUGUGAAUCAAGAUAUGCAAUCAGUCUCGCUUUUGCUCAGAAUAGGAGUCGAUCUUAAUCAAAGGUGUGUGAAAAUAUGUGUGUAACAACCAACGAUUGAUUUUUGGGAAUUUAAUUUUUUCAAGAACAAAUUGUUGGUAAAAAUCUUAUGAAAUGAAAUUAGAUAUUGCUGAAAUCGCGUGGGAUGUUUUCUAAAAUACUUAAACAAAAAUUAGGAAAAAUAUGGAAGCUUGUGAUGCGUUAAUAAUUUAUUAUUAAAGUUGAAUAAUAUUUUUCUAGAUAAUUUUUUAUUCAAACUCAAAACAUUUUUCUGAGCAAAAAAUAAAAGGAAUUUCAGAAAGUACAUUAUAAGUUCAAAUAUUCUUUUUCAUCCCAAAAAUCCUAUUUUUAAUUCAAAAAACAACCCUAAAAAAUCUAAUUUUAAAAAGGAUUAUCGAAGAUCCAAAGAAAAAACCGAAAAUUCAGAAAACACUAGACAUUUUCAACACAAGAGUCCAAAGUUUGACGAAAAAAGUUGUGCUAUUUUGGGGUCCAACCAAAUAAGAUAAAAUAUUUCUCUUCAAAAAUAUGCACGUCACACAAUUUUUUUAGAUUGUCAAAAACACAAAGCGGAAGUUUUUUCCCACACCGUAGCCAAUCAGUUGUGGAACAUAGAUUACAGUUUUUAAAAAUGAUAUCAAAAUUUGAGUAAGAGGACAAAUUAUCAAGAUUCACAGUUUUAGACUGAAAAAAAAGUUUGAACACGAUUUUGGCCGAAGUGUGGUUUUUCCUGAAUAUGAGAAAUGUCUGCUUUUCAAUUUGAAAUUUGUCUAGCCCUCUUCUACCGUAAUCCUUCCAGGUGUUAUGGCGCAUUUUUCUGUGCUGAGGAUCAAAAAUCAAGUCGAAGUGAUAGUUUAGAACAUGAAUAUGUGGAUUUGACAAAGAAUACAAAUUAUACUGGAAAUAUGUAUUAUGGAGAAUAUCCGUUAUCUUUUGCAGUUUGUACAGGACAAGCUGAUUUAUUUCGAUUGUUAUUAGCGAAAAAAGCAAAUUUGAACUCACAAGACACAAAUGGCAACACUUUAUUGCAUCUUUGUGUAAUCCAUAAUAAAGAGGUAGAAAUUCUGGAGUUUCAUACUUCUCCAAAAAAAUAUUUGCAGAGUAUGAUGGAUGCCGUUCUAGAAGCCGGUGCCAACUUGAAACUUUUGAAUCAACAAAACUUAUCAGCUUUAACUCUUGCAGCAAGACUUGCAAACAAAACUGUAAGUUUCGAAAAAAUCUUGCAGUUUUAUGAGUUUACUGAAAAGAGAAAAAAUGAUUUCAGAUGUUCAAUAAAAUUUUGCAACUUCAAUGCGAGCGAGUUUGGAGUUAUGGUCCUUCGCAAUGCACCGCUUAUCCUUUAAGCAAAAUUGAUACAAUUGAUGAGAGCACUGGGCAAAUGAAUGAUACUAGUGCUCUUUCUUUGAUUGUUUAUGGGGUUUGUUUUCUGAGAAAGCUUAUUGAAAUAUUUUGCGUGGUUCAACUCAGAAUUCACAAAAAUUCAAAAAGUUCAGAAUUCAUUUUUUUUGUAAAAAUAUCGCAGUAAUCCGAAGUUUUGAACUCUGAUAUUGUUUUAAUUCUCCACAUUUCAAAAGAAAAACUAGUUUUGAGAGUCUUCUCUGUGAUCUUCAGAACCUCCCUGAAUAUUUUUAGGAAACAACUAAACAUCUCGAUCUUAUGGAUGGUUUGAUCGAACAAAUUCUUUCGGAAAAAUGGAAAGCUUAUGGCAAAAAAAUGUGGCUUCGAUCAUUGAUGAAUUUCAUAUUUUUCUAUUGUUGUUUUGUUGUCGCUUAUAUGUUUAGACCAUCUUCAGCGACUACAGAACAUUUGACACGUGGAAGAAUUAAUGAUGACGGAGAAACUGAAUCAACUAAUUCGAGUAAUACUAGAAAUUGGCGUGAGUUCAUUGAAAUUUUAGAAGCGGACGGUAAAUCUAAUAUUUGAUUUUCAGAACCUAUGGAAACUCAGUGUCAUCUUCUAUACUACAGUGAAUGGCCAUGGUAUUAUGGAUGGGUAAGUCGAAAUAUGUGUAUUUAGAAUUAGAAAAACUUGGAAAAAAAUAACAACUGGAAAAAUUCUAUUUUUCAUUCAUUAGUAAUUGAAUUACAAGAAGUGCUCUCGAAAUAAAUUUUUUCGUGACAAAAAUAUCAGAAAUUUUAUAUUUUUGGAAAAAGGAUUGUAGUUUUAGAGUAAUCUAGUUGAAGGAAGUCGGGAAAAAUGUUCUCAACCUACAAAAACUUUUUUCAUAUUUCAGUUGCGCCUUGGUGGAGAAGUUAUGACAAUUCUCACAAUUUUGAUUCAAAUGAGUCUUGAUUUUGGAGAUAUUCGUCGAAUUGGUUUCCAAAAAUGGUUCAAUUUCCUAAAAGCCUUCCCAGCAAAAUUGAUGUAUAAAUUCUCAUUUCUUUUUAUUCUUAUGGCAAUUCCUUGUCGAUUGGCUUGUUCUCUUCAUGAGAUUUUUCUAACAAUCGAUAAUACUUUGGCUAUAAUAAGUGUGUUGUUGGUGACCCAACAUUUUCUAUAUUAUAUGAGGUAAGUCUCUUAUUUUGUGAGACUUGUGGAUAUUAUUUGUCACAAUUUUUCAGAGCAAUCGCGUUUAUCGGGCCAUUCGUUUUGAUGGUUUACACAAUUAUUGCAACUGACUUGGUUAGAUUCGCUAUGAUUUAUUCGAUUUUCUUGAUCGGAUUCUCUCAGUGUAAGAAUUGAGAACUGAAGUAUUUAUUGAAUAAAACAAAAAUACAUUUUGCAGCAUUUUAUGUUAUCUUCACAUCUUGUGAAAGAGCUGCUGCACAAGCAAAAUACUAUGAUCCAAAUAGUUCGGAAUUCAAUAACAUCAUGGAAAAUCCUGUAGAUGCGUUACUUCGAACUUUUAUUAUGACAAUCGGCGAAUUCUCAGUUUUAUAUCGAGAAAUGGCAGCGUGUAAUGGAGCACUUAUGAGAAAUCUUGGCAAAGUUCUUUUUGUCAUUUUUGAAGUCUUUGUUUCAAUUCUUCAAUUUAAUUUGCUGAUUGCUAUGAUGACAAGAACUUAUGAAGCUAUUUUCUUGACACAAAAAGAAUGGAAAAGACAGGUAAUUUUCAGGUUACUGUAACUAUUCUAUUUUAAUCAAAACGCUAAGUAAAUUAAUUGGGGUUACUGUAGAAUUAUUUGUGUAAUUUUUCUCCAAAACAUUAUUAAAAAUCAUUAUUUCAGUGGGCCCAAGUUAUUUUGAUGCUUGAAAUGGGAUUGUCUCCUGAUGAACGUAAAAUGCAUCUUUAUCGCUAUACAAGACCAACUGGAAUGAAUAAAAUGAUUCGAAGUUAUGUUAUUGUCUCACGUGGAGAAGGAGAAAGAACUGAAAAAGAAGAAUUGGAAGCAAGAGAAGCAAAAGAGGAAAAGAAACGAGAACAUCGGAAAAUGAUGUUGGCUAAGAAGCAAAGGGUGAGUAAAUAUUUUCAAGAUCUCAAGAAAAACAAUAAUACCGUAAUUUAUAGGAACAUGAGUUGAAAACUAAAGCUUUGGCUUUGCUUGGAACAAAACUUCGAAUGGAUGUUAAGAAGCGUCGUGUUUUACGUCAACAGACUUUGGAUGCAAAUACAAGAGUCUAA